This is a messenger RNA of Durio zibethinus, 1955 nucleotides long. The record is from RefSeq and is a predicted model, not a curated record. NCBI's taxonomy places the organism in Eukaryota, Viridiplantae, Streptophyta, Magnoliopsida, Malvales, Malvaceae.
UUAAUUUUAUGAAUUCACUGUCUACAUUUUUUUUUUAAUUCUUCAAGAAAAAACAGCAGCCGUUGAGUUCUUUGUGAAAAAAAAAAAAAAAAAAAAGCCAUGGCGUUGAACGGUGGGCUGAGAUCGGCUUCUAUGCUUCUGACUUCGUCAUCCCAAUCGCUUCUCUCCAAGUCAGCCGAUGGAGGGUUUCAUUCCACUGGAGUGAAGAGGAUGAGGAAAGGCCAUGCGCAUGGCCAUGAUGAACCAUAUUACCUUCAUGCUAAGCAUUUGCACGACUUGGACAGGAUGAAACAUCAGAAGCUCAAGAUGUCUCUUGGUGUUUUCACAGCCCUCAGCGUUGGUGUCUUUGUUCCCAUCAAUGCUGUCAUUUUCCAGCUGAAAAAGACUGCAUCUGGCUGAAUUCUGAUGCUUAUCCUUAAUGGCUGGAAUAAGAGAAACAACCCGGGAGUCAGGAUGCCUUUGAAAUCAACUUUUGAAAUGAAUAAGGCUUAAAGGUAGAUGUACAGAAGUAUGGACAGUCCCGCAGAGCCAAAGAGAAUGGUAGCAUUUGUACUGAUUGACGAAUUGGGGAAUGUAUCGAUACCAAGGUUUGGGAAUAAGACGCCUUUGCAGGCUGCCAAUGUUCCAAAUUUGGAUGUGAUAGCAUCAGCCAGAGUUAAUGGUCUCAUGGACCCUGUGGAAGUAGGUUUGGUUUGUGGGAAUGACACGGCUCAUCUUUCGCUGUUGGGCUAUGCCACGAGUGUAUUACCGAGGGCAAGGUGCAUUCCAUGGCGGCUGGGUUGGCAAUGUCACCUGGAGAUAUUGCAUUCAAGAUGUGUCACCCUGCUUUAGCUCUCAUUUUUUCUUUCUUUUUCCCCUCAUUAUUCACCUACACUUCUUAAUACAUUAUUUGCUGGUACUAUUUCUAUAAUUGGACCAUUUAUUAAGCAGCAUCGUGUUGAUAAAUAUCUUGAUACUAUCCAAAUACAGAUAAUUUGAUUUAUGAUUCAAGAAUUUCAACAUGUUAGCUUAAAGUUUAAUGUGGUCAUUAGUUUUGAUAUGAAUGAAGAAAUUUUUUGGUCAUAAGCUGUAUUUUUAUUUUCAGAUUAAUAUAAAACAUUGAUUAAUAAUUGUUGCCUGAGAUGAUUCUAUAUGAUUAAACUUACAGUUCCUUUCUUCUUACCAGGUAUGAUCUAGCUUCUGACUUGAUCCAUGAUGGAGGCGAUCGUCUUAAAGAUUUUACUUAUUCUUUUUUCCAACAAGUUAAUAUGUAAUAGUUCCGUAUAUUUUCUUCAGAACACCAUGAUGAUUUUGUUUUUGAACAUGAUUAGCCAUUCCAAUAAUCUCUUUUCAGUCAAAUUUUACUACCUUGGAUAAGAAAACUGGCAUAGUUAGAUGUAGGAAAGCCGACAGGCAUUUUGAAGAAAAUGGGCCUAUACUUUGUGCUGCCCUGCAUAGAAUGAAGCUCCCAUCUUUUCUUGAUGAUGAAGUAAAGAGUCAAGUACAGAUGUUUUUAAUUGCUGUAAUUGUCAAUUUAUGAAGUUAUAUUCUUCCACUUUGGUUCUACAGGAUAUAAAAACUUUUAGCUUACUCAACUAGGUUUUAUUUUCACAUAGCCAUUUUGGUUAUGGACUUUACUUUGAUCGACAAUUUCGAACCUUGAAAUGUCUUAGCACCAAUGCUUAUAGUUUUUAGGCUAGAUGGUCAUGAGAAGGUUUUGUUCUUUGUGAACUCUGUUAAGAAUUGAUUGGAAGCUUUAAGCUCUAUUAUAAAAUAUGUAAUACUAAGUCCUGUAGUCAAUCUCUUACAUGUAUGCAACAGAACACCGAUGUGUUGUUGUUAAAGGACCAAGACUGAGUGGAAAUAUAUCAGGAACUGACCCGUUGAAGGACAACUGCUUACUUCUGGAAGCCAAGCCUUCAGAUGAUACUGAUGAAGCGAGACACACAGCUUUAGUUAAUGAGUUAUCCAGGGAG